CCCGCCCCCGAGGGCGGAGCUUCAGGGGACUUUAAGGGGCGGGCCGGCGGGCAGCGGGGUCUCCCGGGGAUCUGGGUCUUGUGGGCUCGCGCCGCGGGCCGCCAUUGCUUGGCAUCUCCCGAGGGGCCGCCCCCACCUCAGCCUCGCUCGGUCGCCGCUGCGCCGUCCUCCCCCCAGUGACAAAAAUGCUGAGAUUCUUCCGUAGAACGCUUGGGCGUCGGUCAAUGCGCAAACAUGCUGAGAAGGAACGACUCCGUGAAGCUCAACGAGCUGCCACACACAUUCCUGCAGCUGGAGAUUCUAAGUCCAUCAUCACGUGUCGGGUGUCCCUUCUGGAUGGUACUGAUGUUAGUGUGGACUUGCCGAAAAAAGCCAAAGGUCAAGAGCUGUUUGAUCAGAUUACAUACCACUUGGAUCUUAUUGAAAGCGACUAUUUCGGACUGAGAUUUAUGGAUUCAGCACAAGUAGCACAUUGGUUGGAUGUUACAAAGAGUAUCAAAAAGCAAGUUAAAAUUGGUUCACCCUAUUGUCUGCAUUUUCGAGUUAAGUUUUAUUCCUCGGAACCAAAUAAUCUUCGUGAAGAGCUAACCCGGUAUUUAUUUGUUCUUCAAUUAAGACAAGAUAUUCUCAGUGGAAAAUUGGAGUGUCCAUUUGAUACAGCAGUUCAGUUGGCAGCUUAUAAUCUGCAAGCUGAACUUGGUGACUGUGAUCUUGCUGAGCAUAGUCCUGAACUUGUAACUGAGUUCAGGUUCAUGCCCAUUCAGACUGAAGAGAUGGAGUUGGCUAUUUUUGAGAAAUGGAAGGAAUACAGAGGUCAGACACCAGCACAAGCUGAAACCAAUUAUCUGAAUAAAGCCAAAUGGCUAGAAAUGUAUGGGGUUGAUAUGCAUGUGGUCAAGGCUCGAGACGGGAAUGACUAUAGUUUGGGACUAACCCCCACAGGAGUUCUUGUUUUUGAAGGAGAGACCAAAAUUGGCUUAUUUUUUUGGCCCAAGAUAACUAGAUUGGAUUUUAAGAAGACUAAAUUAACCCUGGUGGUGGUAGAAGAUGAUGAUCAGGGCAAAGAGCAGGAACACACAUUUGUCUUUAGACUGGACCAUCCAAAGGCGUGCAAGCAUUUAUGGAAAUGUGCUGUGGAGCACCAUGCCUUCUUCCGCCUCCGAGGCCCUGUGCAAAAGGGUUCUCAGCGAUCAGGAUUUAUCCGACUAGGAUCACGAUUUAGAUAUAGUGGGAAAACUGAGUAUCAGACCACGAAAACCAAUAAAGCAAGAAGAUCAACAUCCUUUGAAAGAAGGCCCAGCAAACGAUAUUCUCGACGAACUCUACAGAUGCAAGCAGGUACGGCAAAACCUGAAGAACUCAGUGUUCACAGUAAUGUUUCAACUCAAAAUAAUGGCUCUCAACAGGCGUGGGGUAUGAGAUCUACUCUGCUGGGGACUUCUUCCAUUCCCUCUGGUCCUGCGCUGGUGGAGAUAGAAAACCUUCCAAGGAGUCCUGGAACAGACCAGCAUGACAGGAAAUGCUUGCCUCCGAAUAUUGAUUUGCUAGAUAGUCCAGCCUUAUUGGAAACAACUAUUGAUGAUGUAAUUGGGGCACCUGACACUGUGGAAACAUUGCAAUCACCCGAUGAAAUUAACUUAGCCCCCAGGCAAACCGGAUUAGAGGAACCUGAAGUUGAAGGCAGGACAUUAAAAGAUGCGCCAGAGAAGCUGAAACACCUUGAGAUAGAAAACGGUUCAUUGCUCUCCCCUCGUUCCAACAUUGAUGUUAACAUCAACAACCAGGAGGAAGUGGUGAAGCUGACUGAGAAAUGCCUUAAUAAUGCCAUUGAGAGCCCAGGAUUGAAUGCUAGGCGAGUUCCUCCUGACUUGAAGAGUAACAUUUUGAAGGCUCAAGUAGAAGCAGUGCAAAAGGUUACAAGAGAAGAUAGCCUAUUGAGUCAUAAAAACGCCAGUGUUCAGGAUGCUGCCACAAACAGGGCUGUAGUAAGUGAGAAUAAUGUGCCCCUCCCUGAAGAUUCCCUUGCUCCAGUGCACACCACACCUGCAGGAAAUGGUUCUGCUCUAAAGGAUGCUACGGAUGAAUUUGAUGCCUUGCUUUUAUCUCUAACUGAGAAUCUGAUUGACAGCACAGUCACACCUCAGGUAUCUUCAACAUCCAUGAUCACACCCCGGUGGAUUGUGCCACAGAGCAGUGUCCUUUCUAAUGGACUCGCAGGAAAUGGACCAUCCUUGGUGGGGAAGGAGGGACAUGGUAGUGGAGACAUGAUCUCGCUGAUCUCUCCCCCAGCACCAUUCUUGGUGGAUGCUGUGACCAGCUCUGCUCCAACUGUGAGCGGAGAACCCAUCUUGAAGCAGAAGUGUUUACUGACAACGGAGCUCUAAGGGAUUGCCUCCUCCUCGCUUGUACCUGGAAUGCCCAGCACCCUCCCAUAGUCCGUCCUGGAAUCAGUUCUGCUGAAUGUGUUGGAUUCAGGGGUUUGCCCUGUACUUGUUGGUAAAAAAAAGUUUGCCUAGAUUUGACUUCAGUUCCAUGAAAAACAACUACGUGUUUUGUCUGACUGGAAGAGUUUAAUUACACUGCGUAUUUCCUCAGAUGAGGAUACCUGGUCUUUUACUUUCUUUAGUUUUCGAAGUUUUAAAUUCCUAAAACAAGUGUAAGGCAUUUUCUAUGGUUUGCUUCAAGCUCUUGGCCCCACCUAGUGGUUGUAAUUGUUCAUAAUGCUUCCUAACGAGGCAGUCUCUGGUGGUCAGUGUCAUUUCUCUCUCUAGUGUCAGGAUGAGUGUCCCUAACCUGUUAGAGAACUUGCACUUUUCUCUGCAUUACCUGGAAGUCAGGGGUUUAGGAACGUAAUGAGGAUAUUAUGUAGGUAGGUGCAGUGCUAGCUUUCUUUCUCUUUUUAACGAUUAUUACAAUGCUAAAGAGCAGUUUAGAAUACAGAGGGUUUUCAAAUGUUGCCCAUAUUUUUGAAUUCUUACUGGACUGGCUAUCUUAGUUACAUCAAGGUAAGACAAACCUUGAGGAGAACUACAGAGAAAUCAAUAGCCCUUUAUUUUCAGCUGGCCUUCCCACGGGAAGCAGUCAUGCACCACAGGUUUCCUGUAAGUGUUCAGCCGGGAAAGGGGAGGGGUGGGUGAAAGUCACCCUGGGCGUGUCCUCCUUCCUCACUCCUCUUCCUGGGCCCACAGACUCGGUGAGGAGGGAGCACAGACGCUCUGGGCUGGCCCUGCUCCACGCAGGUACCUACUGAGCUUAAGGGAUUGCGUAUGUAAUUAAGUGCUCAUGUGUGCUGCUCAGCAUAAAGGAGCAUCCAGUUUAGAUCUUAAACUCCUGGUGUAGGCUGCCCUGAGCCAUGCGUGUGCUCAGGGGAACACACCAGCGUCUGAAAGCUCAGGAACUCCGUGUGUGCUGUUUCCCACCGAGCCGAGCCGUAGAGAUUGGAAACCACUUUUGAACAAAGCAGUUCUGCUGAAGAAAAGAAAGUUCCCCUCCUGCCGCCGGCCUCCCCUUAGCCCUCCGCUAAGCUUGUGAAUCUCAUUGUGGAGCUCUUGCCAAUUCUUAAUUGUAAGACAAACUGCAGGCCCCCAGGGCAGGGGCUUGCCCAGGACACGUCGGCCUGGCCCUCAGCGCUUCAGGUCCGACAACCCUGGAUGCGCUCACUGCGAGCUUGGAAGGCCCACAGUUCCGUCCAGUUUGUACAGUAGCACCAUCCUCACUUAUAACUUUCUAGAAUUUAGGGAUUAUGUUGAUGUUGUUGAAAAUAUUCUGUAGCCUUUGUGUUGUCAGGCACCUGUAUUCUUGCCAGUCUGAAUAGUGAUAGGGACUUUCUUAAAAUUCAUGUGAAUCUCAAACUAAAGGACAUUUCGUCUCCUGUCCUGACAUGAGGUGUUAACAUGGAAAUGAGUGCUUUUUUUUAAAUCCUCACUCAAGGAUAUUCUUUUCCAUUGAUUUUUAGAGAGAGUGGAAGGAAGAGGGAGAGACAGAGAAACACCAUGUGAGAGAGACACAUUGAUUCGCUGCCUCUGGCAUACCUCGGAUUAGGGCCAAGAAUCAAACCCCGGGACUCCUCAGUCCACAGGCUGAUCCUCUGUCCACUGAGCCAAACCAGCUAGGGCUGGAAAUGAGUGCUUUAAUGAGGGGUUAGCCCUGACCAGUUAGGCACCUGCCAGCUACACCUCUCCUGUCCUAGCUGCUGCGGGUGCCUUCCAGAACCCUGUUAACACUCAUCUUGUUCUGCUCGUCUGGGGAUGGAGGAGGAGGGCAGGCUGCGGGUAUCUGUGACGUGUCAGAGAGGGAGUGGGAGGUCAGUCUCUGAGGAGAGAAGCUGUGUGAGGGAGUAGAGGAUGCUAGCAGAGAGAUCUGCGAUGGCACUGGGUAAGAAGGCGCUGGUUCCUGGGGUGGUAACAGGGGCAGCUGUGGUGGCUCUACAGGCUGGUGACCUCCGGGGCACAGCCCUCAUUCCAAAGGUUAAAAUCCACAUCCAAGUCAUCUGAUGAACUGAAUCAAGGCCGGAUCCUCAGAUGAGGGGAAGUGGCCCUGCUCACUGUUGAGAAUGACUGAGCCGGGCAGGGAGUCUCUGAAUGGAGAUGAGGUUCCAUGCCAGCACAGCGCAGCUGGAAAGCAGCAGGCGCUCGAAUGCACUGGGAGCAGUGAGAACGCCUCUGAACAGCGGAGAGCUCGUUUCCGUGAGCCUCCAGCUACAGAGCUGUCCGCUUCCUCCUCUGGAGGGGCUUGGGUGGAUGUUUAGCUGAGAUGACAGACCCAGAUGCAAAAGGCAACAGAAGGCUCUUUAGCCCAGGCUCAGUUGCGCUGUGGUCACUUUCUUUCCGGUUUCCAGGCCAGGGUGGCUCUGCUGGCUCCCUGGGGGUAGGAGGAUAGAGCUUGUGCCUGAGCGAGGUCAGGCGGGUGUGAGACGUGAGGGAGCUGUUGUCCCCUUGCCGUGGCCUCAUUGGCCUGUGAGUGUUGCUGUCACUGCUUCCUAACGCUUUGCUGUGUACUGCCCUGGGGACACUUCCCUCGGUCCCUGCAGUGGCCUAUGUGCUGCUGGCCGUGGGGGAGCAGGAAGGGCAAGAGCCUCAAAUCAGCGGAUGCCAGCCCUGGUGGGAGGGCGAGUGCGGGGUGGAGGAGGGUGUAGGUUUCGGAGUUCUGCCCCAGCCCCUUCUGCGGAGCCUGGAAGGGAGGGUCCCCUCUCCUCCUGCUACUCAGUAGUGUCCCCUGUGUCCAGGGACGGCUGGUGGUCCUUUCUUUCCUGCCCUUCUGGGGUCACUGCUGUAUAGAGAAAGGUUGGUCUCCUUAGAUCCUGAUAAAUUUUGGCCGUCCCUAGCAGCUUUCCCGAGACUUUAUGUUGCUUUAAGAAAAAUUGUGUUUAGAAAUACUUUUGCAGUCGGCUAACUGUUGGUCUUCUUUUGCACGAUCAUGAUGUUCUGUGGGCAAUUCAGGAGGACAGCUGGGUCGGAGCUUCUUCUAGCUGCUCGGUUCCGACUAGCACCCUCCUCUGCCUUCUCGCCUAGAUGAGCCCUGUCGGAGCAGAGCGCCCGCAGGCUUCGGGGCGCUGAGGCGGCGAGGGUCUGGGGAAGCCAGCUCCUGUCUCCUCGCCCAGAGAGGCUCGGCAGGCCUCCUGUAGAAGCAGCGGUAGCUAGUUCUUCCUGCGAGGCCAUGGGAAGUGCCCGGGCAUGUGUGUUCCGGGACAGUUCACUUACAAGCACAGGUGCGAGUCCUGAUUCAAGCUUUGUGGUUGGUAGACUGGCUCCGUGGGAGGCGGGCAGGUAUGCACAAGCCUGCAUCACCUGUCAUGGGGGCACCGGGCAUUCCAGACGUGGGCCUCGUCACUCCCACGCAGACAGGAUGUAGUCAUGGGCCUCCUGCUCUGGGAGCCUUUGGAGCAGCCGCCAGUUUCCCGUUAAUCUUGCCCUCAGCCUCUAGCUGCUUAGAGAGCAGGAAUCUCCUGUGGACUAAGGAAUGUACAUUUCUAUUUUAUUUGUUCUUUUCUCCUCAAAAAUGUAAACACACUGAUCAGAAGAAAGUUGGAAGCUUUCCCUGCUCUCAGCCAGGAAAUGCAAAUGUGUGAGGACUGGAAAGGCGCCGCCUCUGCGUGUGCGUGGGGUGGUGCGUGUGGGAGAAGGGGUGGCGCCUCACCCCGAGGCUGAGCGGAAGCAUCACUCCCGGGACCUGCAGGGAGGGGCCUGAUCGCCCUCCUGGGGGGACAGAAGCUGUCGCCUCACUAACCGCUCUUUACUUCUCAUGUGUGAAGCUUUGCGGUCGCUUUGCGAGUGGACUUUGUUUUCUGUCGGGUGCACUGUUCAUUCACGCGUCCGCGGUUUUGUAUGUGAGAAACUGCGCUGAACUCGUGUGUGUGCUGAGAUGACAGCUGUAGAUGUGACCACAAAUAAAGCUUUCGAGAAACA
Myotis daubentonii (Daubenton's bat) is the source of this 6404-nucleotide messenger RNA. It is a transcript of the gene EPB41L5, whose product is annotated as erythrocyte membrane protein band 4.1 like 5. Gene Ontology annotation, molecular function: cytoskeletal protein binding. NCBI's taxonomy places the organism in Eukaryota, Metazoa, Chordata, Mammalia, Chiroptera, Vespertilionidae. Gene Ontology annotation, cellular component: cytoskeleton. The record is from RefSeq and is a predicted model, not a curated record. Gene Ontology annotation, biological process: actomyosin structure organization.